AUGCCUGAGGGAAACAUGGAAUCUUCGGCGACAAACAUCCGUCUCGUUACACUGAACUGCCGGUCGCUGUCAAGUAAACUCCAACAAGUCGCUCUAUCCAGGCUUCUGCGAUAUCUGCAUGCACCGUUUGCUGUAUCGCAGGAAACACGCAUCAGAGAUGGGCCCGUCAUUAGCAUCUACAAUUACGCCAUCUACUGCGGCAAUGCUGAUGAAAGGAAAGCAGGAGGCUGCGUAGUAGCUGUUAGGAACGACUAUAACAACCUGGUGGAGGAGUUUGAAUUAACGUCGUCAAGAUGCACCAUCGCACAAUUGCGGGAUCGCAGAGGACACUCAGGAUCGUAA
Necator americanus (New World hookworm) is the source of this 342-nucleotide messenger RNA. RefSeq lists its product as uncharacterized. NCBI's taxonomy places the organism in Eukaryota, Metazoa, Nematoda, Chromadorea, Rhabditida, Ancylostomatidae. The record is from RefSeq and is a predicted model, not a curated record. The transcript has a single exon. The coding region runs from base 1 to 342 and encodes 113 amino acids.